GAUUCCUGGCGGGGCUUGGAGCGUUUGCAGGGCUGGGGAGGUUGAAACUGCCGUAGCCAUGGCGAUGGGAUGCUGAGCGGGGUCCCAGCUGGCUGCCCGACCUUUGGAGGGCUGGGUAAUUGUGCAGUGCUUGCUCCGUUGUCCCCUGCCGAAACGGGGCAGAGGGGGCUGUGGGUGGCCGUGGCCACGCCGUAGGGGUAGGUAGCAGCCAGGAGGUGCAGGGCAGCUGGUGUGGGUGCGUGGUGCCAGGAGGAGCCGUGGUGCCAGUUCCGUCCGAGGUCACAGACCGGCGGUGGCACCACCGGACAGAGGGGCCGCAGCAGCUGCCGCAUGCACGCCGAAGCUCAAGGCCGGACUGCUGGCACCAUGCAGAGCCGCAGGGCAGACAUCAGCCAGCAGACCCAGGAGCUGCGCAACAUCAUCAUCUUGCAAGAGCAAGGGAGGAAGUCUUUCACGCAGUCGUCUGAGGAAAAGCUCAGCCAGAACAGAGAUCUGCUCCCCCAGCUGCGCGGGAUGGUGCAGGAGGACAUCCAUGCCCUGGGCAUUGCCCAGAAGCAUGACCAGCUCAUCAUCUCCAAGGCUUGCAGAGCAGAGAAGAACUUGGACAUUGUUUUGGCUGGCAAGACGGUGGAGGGUGCCCGGGAGAAGCUCCAGAGCAGCAUCUUCAAGCGGGUGAACGCCUGCAACGCGUUGCUGUAUGAGGUGAGGCAGCGCGGCCGGACCCAGGACGAGCUGCAGCAGCGGCUGCAGCAGCUGCUGGAUGUCAAAAUCGAUGACAAGCGGCUCCAGGAGCAGGUGCAGGUGAUUCGCCAGCUGGAGAACAGCAUUGAGAAGAUGCUCCUGAAAGUCCACACCGGGCAGAAGGUGACCCUGCUGUACCUGGCAGUGCGGGAUGUCCUCAAGAAGGAGCUGGCCUACCUGCCUCUGCAUCUGGACCUCCUGCACGGGAUGGCCGGGGUGUACCAUGGGGAGCUGGAGGACAUGGAGGUCAUGGCUUUGGAUGCCCUCAAAGCCAAUGACAUAACCAAGGAGGAGCUGGCCAAGUUGGAAACAGAGUUCCUCGCAGAGAGAGAGCUCAGGCACUGCUCCCUGGCUGCCCAAAAGGUGCAAAUCGACCGACUUUGGCUCAAGGAUGCAAGUGAAAAGCACUUGAGAGCGCAAGCCAGGUACGACCUGGCCGUGGACUUCCCCUCCCUGCUGCCACAGGACUCGCUGCUGGGCACCAAGCUGGAGGCCACCAAGUCCCAGAUCGAGCACGAGGCCCGGGUGACGUCAGAGGUGGAGAAGGCCAAGGCUGCGGUGCAGUGCUCCUGCCUCUGGGACAUCACGGGCAGGCUGCUGGCACAGCAGAAGUCCACGGCGGAGCUGGAGCAGCACAUCAGGGCGUGUGAGGAGAAGAAGCAGGUGCUGAAGGACAUGCUGAGGGACUUGGAGCUGAAGCAGGCAGAGCUGAAGUUUCGCCAGUCCCCAAGUGCCAUCAGCUGCAGGAGGCUGGAGGCAGAGCUGAGGACAAGCCUGCAACAGGAGGAGGCCCGGUUGGAGCAGGCACAAGCCCAGUCCCUGAGGAACCAGGAGCUCCUGCUCCUGUUUGAAAAUGGCAUCGACAACCUCUUUAUCCGCCUGUACGGCAUCGAUGUACCCGAGCAGGAUGUCUCCAUCGAGCUGAAGGGGGUGGAUGAGAAGCUGCAGUACUGCGAGCAGAAGCUGCAGCACCUGGUGCAGCGGGUGGUCUCCCUGCCUGUCCACAGCUACAGCCCUGACGAGGACAACGAGACUUUUGUGAAGGUCAGGAAUUUUCUGGAGAAAACAACCGCGAGAGAGCCGCAGAACCUGAAGAUUUCCUUGGAGGACAUAGGCUCUGUGGUCCAAGAUCCCUUUGAUUUUGCUGACAAAGACCACGGCCUGGUUCUCACCCGGGAGGACAUCAAGAAGCAAGGGCUGCACCUGAUCGAAAGCAAGAUGAAAAGUGGCAAGAGGAAGUAGUGGUUGCUCCCCCAGAGCUCCUGAUGCCUCAGACCACCCCCUGUGCCCUUUUCCCAGCAGGUUUAAUAGAGCAGAGCUUUUUCAUCCCUCCUAAGCCUGUGGUAAGGCUGGAAGGGGGGGGAUCUGGGAGGUGGUCUUGUCCCACUGCCCUCACCUGCUGCUCACCCUACAGAGCUGGGGACGAGCUGGGGACAUGCUGUGGUGGAAUAGUUUUCCCCCCUGGAGCAAAGCCAUGGGCAGGCUGGCUUUCUUCCCCCUUGAUCCUGUAGGGCCAGUUCCACUGUGGGGUCUCUGGUCAACCCCAGCCCCAAAAGGCUAUGCAGUGAGCCAAGGCCACACACUGGGACAAGAACAAACAGGUAGUGGCACCUAAGCAUGCAGGUGCCCAAGCAGGCAGCAGGACUUGAAGUCAUGCACUGAAGCAUAGAAGAAAGCUGCCUGUGACUGAUUUAAUCCCAUGGUGGCUCCUUGCAGGAGGUUGGAUGGUGACAUGGCAAUGAUGGAUGGGGACACGGCAGCUCAGGAGGGUUGGUACCACCUACAAGGAGUCCCAGAGUUGCAAGGCACCAGGUCACGCUUUUGGUCCCUUCAGGUUUUUUGGUGAGGUUCCAGAGUAGGAGCUGACCUACCCACUGGGUUAGAUUUAAUGGAAUUGCACUAGGCACAAGGCCACCCAGCAUGGACCUGGUUGCAUGACCUUCCCACUGUCCCAUGGCUCCGAGACAGUUGGGGGGGGAAGCGUAUGGGUGGUGGGGCAGCCUGGGUGGGCAUGGCACCUCUGGACAGGUGCAUGGGGAAGGAGGGACAGAUCCUGCCUCGAGAAGGAGGAACUAAACAUCAGAUGAAGUCCCCAGACUAGGGCUGUCCAACCUCUUCUUGCACCUCUUGUGCCUCUUCCCUCCCCUGUGGCCUAUGCACACAUCAUUCAGCCCCUGCUGACAGCCUUGAACUCCAGGCAUCAGCUCUGCGCUGCAGGGAGGUGCCUGGAGGUGACAUCGAACCCAGUGGGACCUGGAGAGCAGAGGAUGCCCUGCCAAGCCUGGUGGUGGGUUGUAGGCACCUGGCCCUACCAGGACACAUCAUCUUCUCUGCAAGCAAAGGCACACAUAAAACAAUGCUGCAAAUAGAUGGUGCUGUUUCCCCAAAUACAGCCAGCACCAAGGGCUUCUGGCAGGGACCUGUACUCCCUUCUGGUGACCCAGAAUCUGGUGACACCACAUUCCAGCCCACAGGGGGACAUCGGCACUGUCAUUUCCACGUGGUGUCUGCACUUGGUGCUGACAUCACUUGCGACUUCAUUGCUGUGCAGAAGGGAAGGGCUGUUUUUGCUGAGCCUCCCAGGGGAUGGGCAGGUCACACCAAGUGUUCUUGGUGGGUUUUGUGAGACUGCAGAUAUAGAGAAUAUAUUGCAAAAAGCACAGCCUAAUUUGUCUUUAAAAGGAAGCUCCAGAAAUAGCACAAUUUGCCAGUGAAGGCAUCUAAUGGAGCUUUUCAGAAUCAAUAGCCACAUAGGCACACUCUUCUGCAUAAUUACACCAGUCCCGUUCUCACAUGCCCACCACAGCCAGGGUGUGUGUUUUGGGGUCUGGACCAGAAAAUAGUCUGCAAUCAAGGGGCCGAGCAAGCAGCAGGGCUGGAUGGUGCUGGACCACUGAAACCACGUCCACGAUCUCCACACCCAGGGUCUGAAGAGCCUUAGCCAGGCCGUACUGGUGGGCUCUAUUCAAAUAGAGAAUUAGGAAGCCAAAUACUUGCCCAACAACCCCGACUUGAGCAGAAAACAUCUCUGCUUUUUGUGCAGGGCCCCGUCUCCAGAGCCCACCAGGCUGAUGUUGAGAUUGGUACACUCACACCCCACAACACUGGGGUGACGCAGCUGUAGUGGUGGCAUUGUUGAUGAGAAAUCACGGAAAAUCCACCCACCCAUGGGCUUUUGUGCAAAGCAUCUGUUCCUUCUCUCUUUCAAGGCCGUGUAAGUGGCUGCCCAGCAGUUUUAACUACAAUGGGGCUGCAGGAACCAACAGGAACUCCAGUGUUUGCUUUUACAAGAUCUAGCACAGCACAAGUAUGGAGCAUUAAUUCUGUCUCAGCUGGCUUAGAAGCUGCACCUCCAGGACGCAUCUGUUAGACAGCAGGCACCCCACUGCUCAAUAAACGUGAGCGGUUUGAAGCCAUUUGGUAAAAAUAACUUAAUCAGGUACUUCAGAAUUAUGCACAUAGCUGCUGGGGGUGCUUUCCUCUCAAGAAGCUCCUGAUAGCCUCACGUCCUUCUGAAGGAGCUCCCUUAAAAAGAGAGGCUUUUUAGAGCAUGGUGAUGGUGCUUUGUCCCUUGCACUCAGUCCUGAUGCACAAAGGAGCAGGAAAGGACACUGGAAAGCUCUGGAGAAGACCUCCCGUAGUCUGACACAUUUCCUCUCCCUCUUCUUCAGCCUCCAAAAGGUAUUUGGUGAGAGGCAGAGCCAGAUCACUCAGCUAGGCCAGGGCCUUCCUUCAGUUGAGUUCAGAGCUGAAGAAAAAGUUUCAAGCUCUUACUCUGGUUUUUCUAUUCUGGAUGUGAGAAAGAGAGAAACCACAAAACAUGUUGAACACUUCUUCAUUUUCUGGAGAACCGGGGCUGUGUCCCGCCCUGAGGAGUGCGAGGCGGUUCUGGGGCGCACUGGCUGCCUCCUGGGAGCAGAGUGACGGCACGCCAUGGCUUUGUGGCUACAGGGCUGCCGAAACCGCCAGGUCUGGAGAGGAACUUACAGAGGCAACCAGACUCAUCACGAGCAUUCAUUGGCUGUGUUCAGACGCAGCAUCCCAAACCUUUAUAACAGCCAAAAAACAAGGGGAAGGCAUUCUGUGCUGCGAGCCAGCAGCUCAUAGGCUCGCAGACAGACCUCAGUGCCACCAUGGAUGGAGCUGGACAUGGGCUGGGCACUGUUUGGACAGGUGGAUCCCAGCACCCCAAUUUUAAACCCCUUCUGCCGAAGCGAAGGUGCAAGAGGGAGUGGGAAGGAACCAGAGCAGCGGCUUGGCUCCUGGGUUCAAGAUCCGGAUGCCCUAGGGCACUGUCCCCACCCCACAGAGGCCGUGGGGCAGGAGAACCAUGCAGGGGUGCUCCCGGGGAGGGCAAUGUGCCCGCCUGGCCUCUGGGAGGGAAGGGCUGGUGCUGGCAGGGGGUCCAGCAGGCAUGGAGAUAGCACAGCCCUGGAAGGAGUGGAGAGAUUUCCUCUGCCGCCCAGAGAAACAUUUCCUCCCACCACAAUUAUUGCCAAAGGGCUGGAGAGCUCCAGCACGAUUGUCUGCAGGCGGUGCCAGCGCUGGUGAGGGACCUAAAAUAGGACAUCAGAGAAUGCACAUCAGAGAAUUCGCCGCACUAAAAUAUCUCUGCCCUGGAAACACUUGUGGGAAGGCUGGGUUUUGGGUGGAAUUGUUUUUUCUUUUAAGGAUGUGAUCAAAAUCAGAUGGAAUGAAGCAGAACCAAGGGUAGGCACAGGCUGGAACUGUUAUCAGAGCCUGAGCACUGGGGUUUUCCUGCUGAGCACACAAGCAAAGGGCCGGGGUGAGGGGCACCAGGCCAAGUCAGCUGGUUUGGGGCCACGAGAGGCUGCGCUGGCUGCCCUGGGCAGGGCCACCAGGGCAGGGCUGCUCAGGAGCUGCAGGAGGCAAGUUCCUGCAUCCAAAGGAACUCAAGCACUUCUCCCUUUCACUUUGAUAUUAUAAUGACUGACAUUUAUGCAGAUGACUUUUGAACUUUUUUGACUUUUUUGCCCCCUGAAUAGCGACGUGAUGGCUUCCCCCUGCAUCAGGUGUCAGUGGGGUCGCGGUGCACACUGCGGCUCCUGCUCCAUGGCACGGAGGCUCUGGCCCGUGGCCUCUCUUGCUCCUGGCUGGUGCUGCCUGGGGUAGCCCAAAGUGGCCCCAAAGAGCACGAUAAGAGGGGAGAGAUCAGUCUUGGCAGCACCAAGCAUGUGUCCAGGACACUUUCACCAUCCAGGAAGGAUUGCUCCGUUGUGCACCCCUCCCACAGCACCAAAGCCUCGUGCCCUACAGAGCAGGUUUGCAUCACCCAGGGCUUUGCUCCCAAAGACUCCUGUCUUUGGCACGGGCUGGGGUCUGGCACCGUUUGGGGCAGUAUUGGUGGGGAAUGUGCCAUACACUGUGACUCAGGUGGUCUGAAAACUGCAAGCAAGGAGGAAAGCGGCUGCCAGAACCUCAGCCCUGACCCCAUCAGCAUGGUUUCACCUUGGGACAGGAGUGGCUGGCGCACGCCCCAGCCCUGGCCAGGUUGAGGAUGACCAGAAGCAGCCAAAGGACCUGCAGCAGCUGAGGAACAGCAACAAGCAUCCAAAGGCAGAGCCUCUGCCUGGGCUUCUCCCCCAGCCAGACCACAGAGCUGAGUCCCACCUGUGAGGGAUUUGGGGAAAAGCCUACCCAAAGUCUCCCCUGCUGGUAGCUGUGGUCUUUGGGGUGCAGAUACAGGGGCAGGGGGAUCUGGAUGGCAAUGGAGCACGGCGGGGGACAGGGCUGGGAGCAGACCGGAGCGGGGACACCCAGCAAGGGUCCUCCAGGCACCAGGCAGAGGGGCUGGAGAUAAACCUGCUCCCUACCAGCUCAUCCAACCAGCUCCCGCUGAAGCCAAACUGGGAUUACUGGUCACGCGUGCUCAUAGGGGUGAUCCAGCCGCCAUGUGCCAGGGGGGUUGGGGGCAGAGCAGGCCGUGUGGGGCAGAUGCUCCCAGCUCAGGCCCCAGGGGUUCCCAGCAGUGCCCAGUGCCAGGAGCACCCACAGCAUGGUGUGACAGGGGGACGAGCCAGCACCGGGCACUGGUCCUUGUGUCCCAGGGGGCUUGGGCAGCUGGAGCUCUCCCACCCGCUGUCUGGGUGCCCUGUGUCUGUUUCAGCAGCAUGGGGGGUGGCAGAAAUCCCCCCAAAAUCCAUUCUGAUGGACCUUUCCAGGGAAGAAGAAGCCAGGAGUGAGAGGUCAUCCUCAUCAUCCUCAUGCCUCGCCUGCCCGCACGCGGCCCGUGGAAGUGAGACGUGGUUGCAGA
This is a messenger RNA of Cygnus olor (mute swan), 7015 nucleotides long. It is a transcript of the gene CCDC183, whose product is annotated as coiled-coil domain containing 183. Bases 331 to 1983 code for a protein of 550 amino acids. NCBI's taxonomy places the organism in Eukaryota, Metazoa, Chordata, Aves, Anseriformes, Anatidae. The transcript is spliced from 14 exons. The record is from RefSeq and is a predicted model, not a curated record.